CUCUUCCGCCCGCUCCCCCCCCCGCCCAACAUCCGAGGCGCUUCCCGCUGGGGGGAACUUUGAGCAAAUGAGCGCGCAAGGGAAGCCCGGCCAAGCGCCCCUGCCCUUGAGUUGGCUUUCCGGGAACUGUCCAAGGUGCUGAAUCUCGGGAAAGAGGCGAGCGGGCGCUGCCUGGUUGGAAGGCGGGCUCUGGAUUCCUCGCAGCGCCUCCAUUCCCGUCUCUCUUUCGCUGCUGCUGCUCUUGUUCCCGCUUCUCCGCGGAGCUCUCGAGGGGAUCCCUUAGACAUUUCGACGACCGGAAAGCAAGAGAGGAAAGUGGGAGCGGGGGGGGGGGUGGCGGCGGCGUGAAAGGUGAUCCCGGGUGUGGAAGCGGCAGCAAGCCGGGCUCCCCGAAACCAGCCCGAGACGCAUGCGCAUAUGGCCGGCGAGUUGCCGUCCCCAGCUGAAGAGCCCGCGGCUAGUAACGGCGGCGGUGAGCAAUGCAAAGAUUUCCAGCCGGCUCCCGAGAUCCAAGGGGAGCCAAUGGGAUCUGAGCGGAUGGAGGUGCGCAAGAGGCAAACACUUGCAUCCCAGGAGACGCCAGGCUCUGUUCCAGCACAGCCUGGGGUAGGGAAUCGAAGUCCCAAUGCCUGCUGCUUCUGUUGGUGCUGUUGCUGCAGCUGCUCCUGUCUUACUGUUAGGAACCAAGACGAAAGAACAAGAGCGGCAUCACAUGAACUCAGAUCAGAAACCAUUGCAAACUGUGAAGAAAGCUCCACUCCUACUCUUGAAGAAGUGAACGCUUGGGCCCAGUCCUUUGACAAAAUGAUGAGAACACCAGCAGGCAGAAAUGCUUUCAGGGAGUUCCUUCGGACAGAGUUCAGUGAAGAGAACAUGCUUUUCUGGAUGGCCUGUGAGGACCUAAAGCGAGAAUCCAACAAGAGUGUCAUUGAAGAGAAAGCAAGGCUAAUAUAUGAAGAUUAUAUUUCCAUCCUUUCUCCAAAAGAGGUCAGCUUGGACUCCAGGGUGCGAGAAGUUAUCAACCGAAACAUGCUGGAACCAAAUCAACAUAGUUUUGAUGAUGCACAACUCCAGAUUUACACAUUGAUGCACAGAGACUCCUACCCUCGAUUUAUGAACUCUGCAAUAUAUAAGGACUUAGUUGAGUCUCUCUCUCAAAGAUCUGCUGAAGCAUAGACUAUAUUAAAUAUAUUUAUUGUACAACCGUAACACAUAACACAAAUGAAAUGCUGGGCUGUCUAUUAACAUGGAAUUUAGGAUAGAUUCAGCCAUUUUCAUUAAUUGAAAAUAACUCAAUACAUAUUACAUAUUUUAAUACUGUUUCAAAGUGUUCCAACAUGGAAAGAUUUAAAGAAUCACUAUUUCCAGCUUUUGACUGAGUUAUACUGCGACUUGGUGACAUAGAGCAUGGAGAAAAGAAACCCCUAAGAUGCUAGCAAAAAGACACACUAAAAGGCAGAGAUAUAGGCAGAGUUUUUGAAAUGCUUAAAACUAAUUAAAAAUAAAUGAUACAUUUUGAGGGGGAGAGUGGAACUUGACUCUUUCCCCAGAAUUCAUAUAGAAGCCUAUGUGCUGAAAGACUGUAUUACUUCAAUUGCCGUGACCAGGCUCAAUUUGAUGUGCAGGUUUGUCUUCAGUACUACCAUGUGUCUGAACUGCUCUCAAGGAACAUAGUCCAGUAUCCAACUAGCCACAUGAUAAAGUUCUGCAUGCUCACAUGCCUUCUGGGUCAUGUUUCCUUAUUAGCAAUUCGUCACUUCUCCCUCUCCUAUCCUCCUUAUGCCCUAAUAACUCAGACUUAUUAGUGUGUUUCUGGAAAUCAACCUUAAAGAAGUUUUUCUUUUACCUAAAAUUUGUAUGGGGGUUUCUCAAUCUCUCUCUGAUUUCAAGAAAUAUUAAAUCACAUUGGAUUUGAAUAACCUUUUCAUUAUUGACUUCAAAUCAAAAACAAACUAUUCAUUACUGACUUCAAAUCAAAAACAAACUAACAUGUUUCAAACAUAAACAAAUGAAAGGAGCUGAUUUGAGUGCUAUCACCUAUAAAGUGUUAUUUUAUUACUAGAAUAUGUGGAAUUUGAAGAGUUGCAUUAUUAAGUUUCUAGAAAAUAUUAAUGCACUUUAGUUAGGAGAAGAGUUGACAUUUGCUAUUUUAAAUAAAGCACAAAACACAUGUUUCAGUUCUUUUCAUUCUGUUAUCUUACAAUUAUGGUUCCACAUUCAUAAUAUUAUUCUGUAUAUUUUUAAAGGCAUAACCCCAAGACAUUUUGAACAGCAUCUUUAAUCAAGAGAGGGACAUAACUGUAUUUUCAGUACAUCUCUUUUGAGGAUAUUAAUAUAUAUUCUGUGUUUAGCAGUCGAGAUUUUUUAAAAAAAUCCUAAAUGUAUUUUGAAAUAUGUACAUUGUGAAAACUCUCAAUGGGAAAAAUCCUUCAUAGGGCAGCAUUAAAUUUAUUUCUAAUCCACAUUUAUCACACCUUCAAAUAAAGAGGAAUUAAUUUCUGCAUGUCACAAGGUUCAGUAUCAAACCUAUAAAGUAUUUCCAAAUUGGAGGAAGCACAUAAUCCUUUAGUAGAGACAGCAAGCCUUGUUCACAAAGACUAGCCCAGAGUCUAUAGUUCUAGAUUCAAGUGCUGUCUUAUCAGGGUAAGCCUCAAUUUCAAAGUAACAGCACUCAAGGUCUAACCUUUAAAAGAACUUUGGACAUGAUGAUGUGGUAUUGUUACAAUGUGCUUCAGAACAUAAUUUUGCUUGGUCAUGGUACACCAUCAUUCUUAGUACAGAUGCAACUUUGAAAAAGGGGAUGCACAAUCUAUAAUACAGUGGUGCCUCGCUUAACGAGCGCACCGUUUAACGACAAAUCUGCAUAGCGAUGUCGC
Messenger RNA from Pogona vitticeps (central bearded dragon), 2876 nucleotides. RefSeq names its product regulator of G protein signaling 20 (gene RGS20). The record is from RefSeq and is a predicted model, not a curated record. NCBI's taxonomy places the organism in Eukaryota, Metazoa, Chordata, Lepidosauria, Squamata, Agamidae.